Acanthamoeba castellanii str. Neff is the source of this 633-nucleotide messenger RNA. RefSeq lists its product as uncharacterized. Lineage: Eukaryota; Discosea; Longamoebia; Acanthamoebidae. The record is from RefSeq and is a predicted model, not a curated record. Gene Ontology annotation, molecular function: GTP binding; GTPase activity. The coding region runs from base 1 to 633 and encodes 210 amino acids. Gene Ontology annotation, biological process: small GTPase-mediated signal transduction. The transcript is spliced from 6 exons.
AUGGAUGGAGAUGAGCUGAACACGCGCAAGUGUGUGGUUGUAGGUGAUGCUGCCGUUGGCAAGACAUCACUCCUCAUAACCUAUCUCAAUGGGGAGUUCCCCGAGGAGUAUGUGCCCACAGUCUUUGACAACUACAAUAAGACCGUGACGUCCAAGGUGGGGAACACGUACAAGCUCGGCAUUUGGGACACGGCUGGCCAGGAGGAUUUCGAUCGCAUGCGCGCGCUCUUCUAUCAGGGCGCGCAUCUGUUCCUGCUUUGCUUCAGCGUUGUCUCUUCUCAUCACGACUCGUUUGAAGGCGUCAAACAAAGAUGGAAAGACGAGCUGCGUGUGCAUGGAGGGGACAAGCCGUUCCUGCUCAUCGGCACAAAGAUCGACCUGCGAGAUGACCCUCACACCUGUGAUGAGCUGCAGAAGUCCCAAUUGACACCCAUCACCACCGAGCAGGGCAGGCAACUUGCACGGGAGGUUGGGGCCGAGGGGUACUAUGAAUGCUCGGCCAAGAAGCACAUUGGAUUGAAAGAGGUAUUCGCUGCAGCCACGGAAGUGAUUGAGAAGCAUGACCACAAAGAUGAGACGGCAGUGAGGGUGAGCGAUCCCAAGGCCUCCACUGGUUGUUGCCUUCUGCAGUGA